Molecule: messenger RNA, 312 nt
Organism: Gryllus bimaculatus (two-spotted cricket)
Lineage: Eukaryota; Metazoa; Arthropoda; Insecta; Orthoptera; Gryllidae
Source: the annotation of a GenBank genome assembly
AUGCUCACCGAUGUUGUGGUCCUCGUCACCUUCACCAAUCUUAACCUCAAGAACAGCAUCAAUAGACCAUCACCUAUACACCGUAACAAACGUUUUGGUCAGCGGUCAAAGGCAGCGGAGAGAAGGGCCUGUGUUGCGGAGCUUCCUUCUCCGUCUGUACCCGCCCGCGACCGACCCGCGCCCUGCGAGGAUAAUGAGGAGGUAACGCUGCCUGUGACGGUGGCUUGGGAGGAGGCGGAGCCAGGAAUGGAGUGGGGCGAGGCUGUGGUGAUGGUGAUUGUGGAAGAGGGGGUGGGGAUGAUGGCAUGGUGA